Messenger RNA from Dibothriocephalus latus, 753 nucleotides. The record is from the annotation of a GenBank genome assembly. Lineage: Eukaryota; Metazoa; Platyhelminthes; Cestoda; Diphyllobothriidea; Diphyllobothriidae.
GACGCCAACCACACAAAUGACGCCAAGUGCGAACACGUUAUUCCCCUGUCUGUGGCCGCUGACACCCCCGUGCGCAUUAAUCCAGGCGCUGUGGGCUUUUUCCGCGUCUGCUACCACCCCACUAUGCUACCGCCCAUCCUCUCCGCGCUCUCCCAGCACCAAAUUCCAGAGCGCGACCGUCUAAACCUGCUGGAUGAUCACUUUGCAUUGGCUCGCGCCGGUCAAUGCCCUCUGAAGACUGUGCUCGACCUGACUCGAGCCUACACUGGCGAAGACAGCUACAGCGUGUGGUCAGUUCUAGCCCAGGGACUGGGUUCUGUUCGCGUCCUCCUCCAGGAGAUGGCCUACAAGGCCGGCGACGAGGUUGUCUUCUCAGAACUUUCACCGGAAGAGGUCGGUCUCAAUAACCUCUACACCCAAUUGGCCUUGCCUGUUUACGAGAAACUUGGUUUUGACCCUAAACCGGAAGACAGCAACAACGAUAGCCUCCUACGACCGAUCAUCCUGGGCGUUCUGGGCCGUGCCCGUCACCCUGAUGUCAUUGCGAAGGCGCGAAAGGCCUUCGACGCGCACUACGCCUCCGUAAUGGAGACCCCAGAGGGCCAGCCACAGGAGAAACUCAUUUCUCCAGAUCUGCGUACCACUAUCUACUCCCUGUGUCUACGCAACGGAGGUGCAGAGGUCUUCCAGCGUCUUCUCACAGUAAGUCUCCAUUUCGCUUUCUUGUCUCUGUUUCUAUUCUCGUCGCCCUAA